Messenger RNA from Microthlaspi erraticum, 2118 nucleotides. The record is from the annotation of a GenBank genome assembly. Lineage: Eukaryota; Viridiplantae; Streptophyta; Magnoliopsida; Brassicales; Brassicaceae.
AUGAUUCCGUCCAACAAGGUCUCCGUCCAUGGCCAAGAGAGUUGCGAGGUGUUUCCUUUGAACAUAGGAACCUUGGUUGCUGCAGUGGAGAGAAAGGAGAAUCCAAUCCCGGCUCCACCUUCAGAGGUUCAGGACAAAAUAUCUUUCAUAAUGAAUAAUGUCUCGGCAGCAAACAUCGAAUCUAAGGAGAAAGAAUUCACCGAAAGUCUGUCCAUUCAGUACUAUCCUUGGUUUGCACAAUAUGUGGUCAUGAAGAGAGUGAGUACUGAGCGAAAGUUUCAUGCCUUGUACUUGAACUUCUUGGACAAAGUUAAUUCCCGCCCUUUGUACAAGGAAAUAGUCCAAGCUACCUAUGACAACUGUAAGGUUCUUUUAGGUUCAGAGCUCAUAAAGUCAAGUUCAGAAGAGCGGUCCUUGCUUAAAAACUUAGGUAGCUGGCUUGGGAAGGUGACCAUUGGAAGGAAUCACGUUUUAAGGGCGCGUGAAAUAGAUCCAAAAUCCCUGAUACUUGAUGCAUAUGAAAAAGGCUUGUUGAUUGCCAUCAUUCCCUUCACUACUAAGGUUUUGGAAUCCUGCCAAAGCAGUAUCGUAUAUCAACCUCCGAAUCCAUGGACUAUGUCUAUACUUGGGUUGCUAGCAGAGAUUUAUUCGAUGCCACAACUUAAGAUGAAUCUGAUGUUUGACAUAGAGGUUUUUUUCAAGAACCUUGGGGUUGAUAUCAAACAUGUAAAACCAACUUCCUUUCUUAAAGGCCGAACGAGAGAAGUAGAUGGAAAUCCUGAUUUUAGCAACAAAGAUUUUGGAGUGGCACAAGGAUCUCAACCACACAUGAUUAAUGAGCUUGAAUCCGAAUAUAUUUCUCCUCAUAACCGAGCAGAGCUAACUACCAAUGCAGCCGGCCAUUCAAAGUCAUUGUCUCAGAUUAUGACUGUCACUGUGAGAUCUCUGUUAAAGGACGCAAGUGACAAAAAGACAGCACUUAAUCCACUACCAUAUUUCAGAUUUUUCAUCAACUUGCUGCUCGAUUCAUCUUCCCCCGGCCCUAUGGAAGAUGGUGCAAACUAUCAGGUUCUAAUAGAUUUUGCAAAUGCAUUUCACGCGCUGCAGCCUCUUAACAUUCCUGCGUUCAGCUUUGCAUGGCUAGAGCUGGUUAGCCACAGAAGCUUCAUGCCCAAACUACUUUCUCUAAAUGGUCAGAAGGGUUGGCCGUAUUUUCAACGCCUGCUAGUGGGCUUGCUUAAGUUUCUUGAGCCUCUUUUGAGAGAUGUUGAACGAAGGCCAUCGGUUCAUUUGCUAUACAAAGGCACACUGAAAGUAUUGCUGGUAUUGCUCCAUGACUACCCGGAGUUUCUUUGUGACUAUCAUUUUACUUUCUGCAAUGUGAUUCCUUCAAGCUGCAUACAAAUGCGAAACAUUGUACUCUGUUCUUCUCCGCGAAACAUGAGGCUACCAAAUCCGUUUACGCCAAACCUAAAGAUUGAUCUACUGCCUGCUCCCCGUAUCCUUGCUGAGGUCGAUGCUGCACUUAAAGAAGAGCAAAUGAAGACCCACUUGGAUGAGUAUCUUUCAAUGAGGCAACAUGAUUCUAGUUUCCUAAAUGAGCUGAAGCAGAGGCUGCUUCUCCCGGCCAGUGAGGCUGAUUCAGCUGGCACUAGAUACAAUGUACCAUUGGUCAACUCACUUGUACUCUACGUUGGACUGCAAGCUGUUCAACAGCGCGAGGCUGAGGCUGAGGGUCAGUGGAAUGCAAAUGUUGCCGCCUUGCAAAUGUUCAAAUUUUUAAGUUGGGAACUUGACACGGAAGGACGUUUCAUGUUGCUUAGUGCAAUGGCCAAUCAACUACGUUAUCCCAACAGCCACACACAUUACUUCGCCACCACCAUCCUCUCUCUUUUCUAUGAGUCGGACCACGAAAUUGUAAAGGAGCAGAUAACAAGAGUGUUGCUGGAGCGCCUAAUCGUUCAGCAGCCACAUCCAUGGGGGCUUCUCAUCACGCUAAGGGAGCUCAUCAAGAAUGAUGGGUUUUGGGAACAGAAGUAUGCACCAUAUAUCAAGAAACUGAUUCAAUUUGUGGCCCGUUCCUAUGGUGGUCUGAAGCCGGAUAUAGUCUCCACUUAG